CCCGCCCCACCUCGCACACACACACUCACACACAGCCCUUAUACUCACACUUGCAUGCGCUCACACAUAAGAGUCUGCCUGAACACGUCCAGAGGGAGAGGAUGAAUCGAGCUGGAGAGUGUUAUUUCUUUCACCUCCAUAUGUGUGUUUGUGUGUGUGUGGUGCAAGUCGAGUCCUUUGAGGGUUGUGUGUCUCAGCUCUGACCGGGAGCUAAAAUGGUGAUUAUAGACUAGAGACUAGGUGUGGCAAGAUGGGGCGGCGUCAAAGGCUUUGUCUGUAGUUCCCGUACAGCCCACCAGCCGGGAGGAGGCUCUGCCUGUCUAUCAGAGUCUGUCCUGGAGCCAUGCACAGUCUAGGAUUGAAAGAGCCGCUGCGUGGGGCUGAACCACUCUUAAACUAAGACCUAAGCCACGGGGAAUUAGACAAGCACAAGUUCAAGAAGCCCAGUGGAACCUUUGUAGCCAGCAGCAAGAACAUGACCAAGUGAAGAACUGCCGGAGCACAUUGCUGUUUUCUUUUUUCACCCUCAUUUAUUCUUCUUUUGGAACACAUGACAAAGAUUUUUUAAAGAGAAACCCAAAAAGAGGACAAACUUCUGUGGGGUGCCUGCUGAGUAACACAACCUACUGAAGAGGCUUUCCUUUUGGGGAAUUCAAAAAGAGCCUCUUGAUUUUUUCUUCACAUUUAAAGGAUGAGAUUUCAAUGAUAAAACCACUUGGAAUAUGGGACUUUUAAUCUAUGAUUUGGACCAUGGGGACAGGCAACUAUGUUUUUGUGCUCAGCUCUGGGUAAUUUUGAUAACUCUUGCAGGUAAAAUUUUUCCGACCAGCUCCGAUGCCCUCCUCAGUUCCUCAGCAAUGACAGCCAGUCCUUCACCACCCAAUGUGUACCUUCCCGCCAACUUUAAAAUGUCCAAUGCACAACUGGCUUUCUUUUUGCGAGAGGCUCAGAUCACAGGACAAACAGUUGGCGGCAGCGGUAAGAGCAGCAGUAGUCCCAGCACAGGACACCCACUGCAGCGAUCUGAGAGUUUUGUGGUUUUCCAGACGAAAGACCUCCCUGCCAUCAACAUAAGCUUUGGGCCUUUUGCCCGGGACCAGGCCCUGUCCAAGGAGUUGCUCCAGCCAGCCAGUCCACUGGAUAUUCCCGGCCAGCUGACCGUCAACUGGAAGGUGCGGGCCUUCAUUGUCCAGGCCCGGGUCUUCUCCAACAACCCCGCAGUCCAGGUGUUUUUCUACAUCGCUGGCCGUGACUGGGAUGACUUCAAGGCUCAGGACAAGCUGCCUUGCGUCCGCCUGCACGCUUUCCGGGAUGUCCGUGAAAUUAAAACCUCCUGCCGCAUGAAAGGCAACCUGGCGCAGUGCUUGGCCCAGCUGGAGCUGCCUCCAUCCUGGUUUAACACCAACGUGGCCCCGCUGGGCCGGAGGAAAGGCUCCGGUGAUGGGCUCUUGGAUGGGCUAACCAGUGAGACCCUCCAGGCUGAGCUCUACUACACACUCCAUGAGCCUAAUCUGGAGGGGGAAUGCAAUGAGGGUUCCAGCCAUAGGGGUGGUGGUGUGUCCAGGGGAGAACCUCUGUCACAGCACCCCCUGCUGCGCAUCGGGAGCAUCAGCCUGUACCAGGCCAGUCAAGAGCAGCUGCUGGUGGACAAGCAGUUAGACAAAAACAUGUUCCUCAGGCUGCCUGAGAAGCCCCUGAAGCCUGGAGAGACCCUCAAAAUCUUCCUCUACUUGAUGCCCAACUCCACUGUCGAACAGUUCAGCCUCAAGGUCAAAGCAAAGAAAGGGGUGAACCUGCUCCAGACCAAGUCUAAGAACGCCCAGUGGAAGGUGGACUGGGAGGUGCAGUCCGGCGCCAAGCAUUCUAUUACCACCAUCGAUGUGAACAAGAACAAAGCUGUGCAAGCUGGGGAUGUGUUGGGCAACGUGGAGGUGAUGCAGUUGGAUUUCGAGAUGGAGAACUUCACCAGCCUCUCGGUGACCAGAAGGAUCAACUGGAACAUCGACUACAAGGGCCAGAACCCGCCUCCUGAUUCAGAGAAGGUUGUGACGGAGUUGACAGUGGUGCAGCGGGACAUCCAGGCCAUCAUCCCUCUGGCCAUGGACACUGAGAUUAUCAACACAGCCAUUCUGACUGGACGCACUGUGGCCAUUCCUGUCAAAAUGGUCUCCAUAGAGAUGAAUGGAGCAGUCACCGAUGUCUCAGCCUCUGUGCAGUGCAAGUCCUCAAAUGAAGACAUUGUUAAGGUGUCCAUGAAUUGCGACUACGUGUUCGUCAAUGGGAAGGAGACGCGGGGCUCCAUGAAUGCUAGGGUUAUCUUCAGCUACGAGCAUCUGAGCGCGCCGCUGGAGCUGACGGUCUGGGUUCCCAAACUUCCCCUGCAGGUGGAACUUUCUGAUACCAAUCUCAGCUUCAUCAAAGGCUGGAGGGUUCCCAUUCUGCCCGAUCGAAGGAGCACCAGAGACAGCGAUGCAGACGACGAAGAUGACGAGCGAAGGGUGAGUCGAGGCUGCACGCUGCAGUACCAGCGGGCCCUGGUCAAAGUGCUGACCCAGUUCCACACCACCUCCACGGAGGGAACCGACCAGGUCAUCACCAUGCUUGGGCCUGACUGGCAGGUGGAUGUCACUGACCUGGUCCAGGACUCCCUGAAGGUGGCUGACCCUAGGAUUGCAGAGUUGGUGGACAGGACUGUCCUGGUAGGCCUGGAGCUGGGAUCCACCACGCUGAAGGUGGAGUCUCCGCUGGCAGUAGACGCAGUACUGGGAGAGUCUGCUUUCUCAGUCACAGACGACAAGGUUUCCAUCACAGAGCUGCGGGUUCACGCCAUUUCAGGUCUGACCCUGUCACUGCAGCCCAGCCCCGGCAACAGCCACACCAUGGUGGCCAAGGCAACUGGCCUCCAGACACUCACUGCUCCAAAACAGGAGGCCAGUUUGUCCGUCUGGAUGCUUUUCAGUGACAACACAGCUGCCACUCUGACCUACUUUGAUCCCAAAGACUACAACUUCAAUGCCUCCACACUGGAUGAUAAAGUUGUGUCGGUAUCCCAGGAGCCUCAGCAGCGCUGGCCCGUGGUGGUGGCAGAAGGAGAGGGAUCUGGUGAGAUGGUACGGCUGGAGAUGACUAUCUGUGAGGCCUGCCAAAAGACCAAACGCAAAAGCGUCAUCGCUUCUGCUGCAGUUUAUGUUAAGGUCCGCUUUGGACCAGAGGAAGACUCUGAGGAAGAAGUAACCACAGAGGGUGAGAUUGAGCUAGCGCCCAUCACCAGACGUCCAAUCAUUGAUCCAAACAUCAAUGGAAGAAUUUAUGAGACAUCUAAUGAGCAGCCUGCUAGUGUUCCCAUCGAUUACACCAAUUUCCCCACUAUUAGCAACCAGGAGCGACCGACAGAGAGUGAUGAAGAGGAGGAGGAUGACUUUGUGCAUUCACCUCGCAACAUGACCGACCUUGAGAUCGGCAUGUAUGCUCUACUGGGAGUGUUCUGCCUGGCCAUCUUAGUCUUUCUCAUCAACUGCAUCGUCUUUGUGCUUAAAUACCGCCACAAGCGGAUCCCACCUGAGGGUCAGGCCAACAUGGACCACUCCCAUCACUGGGUGUUCCUGGGAAAUGGCCAGCCACUGAGGGCCCAGUGCGAUCUGUCACCACAGCAGGUAGAAAGUCCCAGUAACCCUUUGGAGGGCGUACAGACUUGCUGUCAUGGGGACCACCACAGUAGUGGCAGCUCCCAGACUAGCGUGCAAAGCCAGGUACACGGACGGGGUGACGGCAGCUCUGGUGGCUCUACGAAGGAGAACGGCGAGGAGGCCAGUUCACCCACCUCCAAGCGCAAGAGAGUCAAGUUUACCACCUUUACCACCCUCCCCACAGAGGAGCUGCCCUACAACUCCAUCCCCAUUGCAGAUGAAGAGGACAUUCAGUGGGUUUGCCAGGAUAUGGGCUUUCAAGACCCAGAGGAACUGCACGAUUACAUGCGCAGAAUAAAAGAAAUAGCCUGAGAUAAGAGGUGCAGUGUGAAGCACUGCUCUCAGCUUUCUAAAGAAACGUUCCUUUCUAUUUUUCUCUAUUUCACCUAAGUGAAAGAUAAUUUUUCACAGACUAAAAGGCCAACUGUUGUUUUGGUUAGGGUUUGUUCCAUUUAGUUUGCACAGUGCUGUAAUCUCAUACACGCUCACACAGAAGAGAAUGCCAGGAAGCCAAAGACUUGACCAGAGGAUCUCAAUCACUAGAGAAAUCUGUAAAUUAUGGCUAUAGGAAUUAUGUUUCACCGAGAGGCCACAGCCAGACCUGAGAGCUGCUCCAGUUCCUUUAUUUUCAGGAAAUUAUUCCAGAGAAAGCCUGAUAUGGACAGGACUGUAGGAGAGGUAUGGUUUUGGCUGUGUUUUUGCUGGCUCACUGGGACUCUGCAGGACUGUACCUACUCCAAACUAAGAGGCCUUUGAUGAACAAAAAAACUGUCAAAGACUCUCAUGAAAGUUACAUUUAAAAAUCAUCUUGUUUUUGCCAAAGUAGGAAAAGUAUUCUUUUAAUGGCAAAACUUAUUUCAUUGUUGUUCUUGGUGCAGCACACUCAUGAUUUGUACUCAUGUUCAUUCCUUACAUUUUUCUACAUUUCAUAGGUAGUGAAAAGCAGUGCCCUACUACUAGCCCUCCUGGUAAUGAACAAAUCUAAUGCCUUAUCAAAAAACAGUCACAGUUCACUUCUUAUAUCAGUCAACAGACACGCUGUUUUCUCACUAUGGCUAGAGACAGUGUAGUAAGAGCAACUAUGUAAAAUACUACGACUGAUCUCGAGCAUGAGGUAUAAAUAGAAAAGAGCUUGUGUAUUGUGAGGAGCUCAGUCUUUGCAUGGAAGGGGAUCUUGAGGCACAAUCAGCAACUUUUUUUUCCAAAUUUGUAAAUGUUUGUAUUGUAAUUAUAUAAUCAUUCAUACACAUUACAGAAGUAAAUAUGUUAUCAUGCAUUACACGCAUGCCACGUCAGGCCUACAUGCAGACAUUCCUCUCUAGUAUAUGUAUAUAUCGUAUCGAGCCAGAGUCACUUACUCCGAGCUAGAGGAGUGGGGAAGCCUGUCCUGAAAAUUUGAUAGUGUUGUGGUGAGUAGAAGGUCCCCCUCAGUGAUGUGUUGACAGAACUGUAGCUUUUUAACAAACUGGUAUCACAUUUGAUUGUUGAACAUGGGGAUUUGCUAUGCAUCAGAAUUGUAACACAUCUAAUCUUUUGAUGAUCUAUUUCCCUUCCUCAAGUUCUGGCUGGCCUCCAGCCUCUGGGAAAAUAAAAAACUUAUAAGGUACUAGUUGGAAACGUUCUCACUGACGACAAGAUCCUCUCAACUCUGCAGGAAAUGUCAUCCACCCAUAAAGGAGAUUACUGAUUAAAUUAUUGAUUUUGCUCCAUCAUUUAAAUCACAGUCAUCCCAUGUUGCCAUGCUGUUUUUCCAAACACACUGUGUUAUGUGUGUAGUCCUUAUUUUGUUUAAUCUAUUCUGGAAACUCUCAACCCGGGGGUUUCACAGAUUUGCUUUGUCUGAACUUUAUGGACAGGGCCAGACACUAGUAGCUCUUACUGGUGAAGAAAUCAGUGGUGUUGCUAGAGGCACACAAGCUGCGUAGGUGCCAUGGGUGUGGUUGAAAGAAAGUGUGAAAGGAUCUCAGGAUGCUGAAUCAGACUGACUGAAAACAACACAGCCAGUGGGUGUCAUGUCAGGAUUUUCUUGUGUGGAAGUGUUAAUUGCAGUGAGUUUUUUUUUAAAGGUUUACUGACAAAACUACUCUGAAGCAGAGGGGAAAAAGGAAAGAUCCGACUUGUUUAGAAAGAGCAUAAAAUAUCUCAAGUGAGAUUUCAACCAAAACACUGCACAGCAGCCAGUCACGUGGUAACUGAGAGCACGAUGAAAGCAGAUUUAAUAGUAUUUUUAAUUGCAGUUGCCCUGUUAGUGUAGCGUAUGCUUUUCUUUUUUGUACUCGGGUGGAUGACUUUUGAAGGUUGAUAUUAUUCCAGCUCUGAUCUCUCUUAAAACAAGUUCUUUUCAAGACUAAUGAAGCAACUAUGAGAUAAAAAAUAGUUUCUGUGUCACUUUCCUUUAAUUCUCUACUGCAUCUAAGGGCUUGGAUUUAUAUUUUAUGUUAACAGACUGACUGAUUUUUGGUGAUCCUAUGAGAAAACUAAUGUUACUUGCUCUCUCUGUGGUGAUACUGAGCAUAAGCUCUGUCUCACUCAAAAUGUACAUUUUGUUGCCAUCCUAUCUGCUUUUUAGCCCCCACAGCCUUAUUAAAGACCCAAUCCAGAAUUGUUUCCUUGUGGCAGUGCUGUUAUACAAAUACCGGCUUCAAAUGGGACAAAAACGCAGAAUCUAAGACAUGUUUUACUUUUAAAAAUUGUUUCCUGAGCUCCUUAUUCAUUGACUAUGUGUGACAGCUAAAUACAGUUAUUAAAUGUGGAAAUGGUUCAAUUGUUUCCUUACAGCGGCGUUGUAAAUACUGGAGCAAAACAGGCUUUACUUUUUCACGUAUAUGGAAGUUGCCAUGAGAUUAUUUUCCAUCAGUAAACCAUACCUUUCAAUAUUCUAUACUUGUAUAUAGACCCACAUUUGAUAUCUUGAUGAAUCCUGGAUUGGGACUUUAAGGAUUUGGUUUACUGCAUGCCCUCUCUAUGUUCCAUGUGGUUGAAAUGAAUAAUGACCUGAUUCUGCUGUAUAAUAAUAUUCAAUCUGUGUUAACAUCUAAAAAGAAGAUGAGACAUUAUUUUUGACAGUCCAAGCCCGUCCCUCAGCCACAGCAUCAACAUGAUCUGCCAUGAAAUUGAGCAGAGUGUAGCAGCCAGCUGGAAGUGUUUGAGUUUCAACUUUAAAUGAUGGUGUCUCGGGAUGAAUGUAGGAUCCUUAACUAAAGCUGGCUGUUUGGUGUUUAGUGUUAAUGUUGUCAGCCCAAUCUGGUGACAUUACUGUAACAGAUUAAGUAUCUAAUAGCAGCUUCACACAUUCAGUAACAUUCUGUUACGAUUUCCAGUUUUUCCCACUAAUUUACUCACACAGUAUGUAAAGAUGUUUUAGAUCAUUUCUUCAUCCUACUUCCUGCUCCUCUGUGGAUUUCAUGUCUUUUCGUUUUCAUAAUGCUGCUUUGGUAACAGGACAUAUAUUAGUCAUUAUGUGGUUUCUUCAAGCUGCUAAUAGAAACUUAGUCAUCUUACAAAGUGUAAUUGAAGAUCUUGACUUGUAUUUUCGUGCUGCCCCCAUGGAAAACUGUGCACGAUGUGCACGACUCAGUUGGCUGUGCCAAGUAACCACCACACUGACUAUAAUAUGUUAAUGUACAGAGCACUGUUAAAUUUCCUGUAUUCUCUUGAAAACAAACCCUUGUAUUUUCCCGUUAUAUGUAAAGUACUAAAGAAAAUGCAAUACACAAA
This is a messenger RNA of Lates calcarifer (barramundi perch), 7403 nucleotides long. RefSeq names its product transmembrane protein 132E (gene tmem132e). Bases 723 to 3998 code for a protein of 1091 amino acids. Lineage: Eukaryota; Metazoa; Chordata; Actinopteri; Centropomidae. The transcript is spliced from 10 exons. The record is from RefSeq and is a predicted model, not a curated record.